Messenger RNA from Colletotrichum chrysophilum, 1149 nucleotides. RefSeq lists its product as uncharacterized. The record is from RefSeq and is a predicted model, not a curated record. Gene Ontology annotation, molecular function: oxidoreductase activity; FAD binding. The transcript has 2 exons. NCBI's taxonomy places the organism in Eukaryota, Fungi, Ascomycota, Sordariomycetes, Glomerellales, Glomerellaceae. Bases 1 to 1149 code for a protein of 382 amino acids.
AUGAACGAUACUGUCGUGAGUGAUGACAAAAGGUCGGCUGUUGUCGGACCUGGUGGUCGUUGGUCCAACGUGUAUCCCAUCCUGCAAGAGCAAAACCUCACCAUCCCUGGUGGGAGGAUGUUCGGCGUUGGUGUCGGCGGUCUCACUCUGGGCGGCGGAAUUUCUUGGUUGAGCAACCUCCAUGGCAUGACAUGUGACAACGUCCAAGACUACGAAGUUGUCUUGGGCAAUGGCAGCAUCGUCACGGCGUCUCCGACCUCCCACCCUGAUCUGUACUGGGCUCUCCGCGGCGGUGCAAGCAACUUUGGUAUCGUCACUAAGUUUACCUUCGACGCCUAUGAGCAGGGGAAGCUGUGGACAGGUCAGCUGGAAUACGACAGCGCUGCCAACACGUCCUCCAUCACAGCUUUCGUCAACUGGGGCGAUCAACUCGUGGCAACCGAUCCCAAGAGCUUCAGCGUCCUACUCUGGGACUACAACAAGGACGCUCCUCCUACUGGCACAGCCAUCCUCACACACGCCGAUACCUUCGCCGACAACAAGCACCCUGCAGUGUUUGACGGGUUCUACAGUGCCGAGCCCAGCAACAUCACAGAGACCAACGCAUACCACGCUGAGAUCGCCGACGGCCUCGUAUUCCCGGGCGGCGUGACCCGCAACUCCUUCUGGACGACCUCAUUCGUACUGGAUGCGGGAAUGAUGCAGACGGCCUUCGAGAUCUGGCGCGAAGAGGCUAAGGCCAUCGAGGAUAUCGCAACACAGCAGUUGCAGCUCCAGAUCUUCACGCGCGCCGAGUUCGAGUUCGCGAAGCGUAACGGAGGCAACCCCACCAGCUUCGCUGAGCAAGAACGGCCUCUCGGGUUCCUGAACAUCAUUGCCAUGUGGAAAAACGCCGAGGACGAUAAGAUUGUCUACGCCACGCAGCAGCGCAUUGAGGACCGCGUGAAUGCUGCCGCAAGGGAAAUGGGGCUGUACAACGGGUUCAAGUACACUAACUACGCCAGCCAGUUCCAGGAUCCCUUCACCAGCUACGGAGCAGAGAAUAAGGCACGACUUUUGAAGAUUGCGAAGGACUAUGAUCCGAACGGUGUUUUCCAGAACCUCGUCAGUGGUGGGUUCAAGCUCACGCGCGGGCCUGAACAUGUCUAG